Messenger RNA from Vitrella brassicaformis, 1600 nucleotides. Lineage: Eukaryota; Vitrellaceae. The record is from the annotation of a GenBank genome assembly.
CUAUGCGAGCGCCUUAGCAACCUCACGCGCGAAGAGCGUCGCGCCCAGCUCGAACGUGGUUGCAAACCACACCACCACCAGAUCCCUCCCAGGGGACACAUAAAGUCCCUGGCCGAAUAUGCCACCCUGACCGAUCGACGGACGCAAUACACACACGCACACAGAGAGGGGUUGAUGGAUGGUGCGUCAGUGAGUGAGUCAGCCACGUACCUUGAAGAUGUCGCCGUCGGCGAAUACGGCGUCCUACUGCUGGCUGUUGUAUAGAGGCUCCUCCGCAAAGCCCUCCGCCAUGCGCCUCAUAAUGUCGAUAUUCGCGCCGCUCGAGUCCACCCGGCCCCCCGUCUGAAUGCGGUCGAGGUAGGCCGCCGACACCACCGAUUUGUCAGAAGCGCUCGGCGUGUAGAUCAUCCCAUACCUGCCGAAGUCGCGCAAGCGCGAAGCGAACAAACCGUGUCCGAGCGCCGUCAAGCCGUCGGGCGUGAGAGCCACCACAGCGUCGCCCUCCGCUCCCAUCUUCCCCCAGAUCCUCUCUUGCACCAGUGCCGCCCAGGUGCGGUUUUCCACUGCCUCUGCCAGGUCCACCAGCAGCUGGGUGGCGGCGGAUGUGUAGCCCACCACCUCUCCCGGCGCGUGGAGCUUCUCGAGCAACAGCAGGACAUCACGAAGGGGGAGCACCUGGCCCUCUGGGUUUGGCUCGCCGAACUCGGCGGCAAAGACGCGCCGGAUCCCAGAAGAGGGGUCCCGCUGCGUCGCCUGUGUUUCCUCUGCAACAAAGACAGACAGACAGACAGACAGACAGAGAGAGAGGGAGCUCCUCCCAGUCACUGAGCUCAUUGAUGUGUCGAGCUGGUGGUUGCUGACGGCGCGUACCCACAUCGAGCCCCAGCCUCAUGUCAAGCGCGUCGAUGACCUUGAUAUCUGCCAGGGCCGAUGCGUUCGCCUUGUCUGCCAGGUAGGGGAUGUAGGCCGACAGAGGCUCCUGCUGGUCGACCUUGCCCUCGUCCACCAGCUGCCCCACGAUGAGGCUGGGAACCGUCUUGGUCGACGACAUCCACAAGUGCAGAUCUUCAGGCCGCAUGCCCGGAUAGGCCUCGAACAAGAUGGCCCCCCGGUGGAUGACCAGAAAGGCCUGCAUGCGCGAGGCUGGGUGCCUGAGGAAGUCGUCCAGUGACAUCUCGCCGAGGCUUGUGUUCGCCCGGAUGGAGCCGAUGUCAAUCUCGACGCCGACGUCAGCACCAACAGGCAGCUCGGCGACCGACCCAUUUCGCCUGAUGACGCUGCUUGGGUGGAACUCGGAGACAUGGCCGUUGUAGUAGAGCGCCACAUCGCCUGGGUCAAGUCAACACAAAUCAAAUCGUCACACACACAGGAGGUCAGAUGUCAGAUGUGAUGCAUACGUACCAGCGAGAAGCAGCGUGUCGAGGGAGAAGUUGGCCUUGAUGCGAUGGAUGGCGUCGAGGCCAAUCCCCUCCCUGACUGCGCUCACGGGCAUCAUCGGGCCGACGCCCUCCUCUGCAUCCGCCGAGAUCUGACCUCCUGCGAUGGGCAAACACACCACCACCACCGCCACCACCGCCAACACGCCUAUCAGGACAGCCAU